AUGCGUCGAGACGUGCAAUGUCUUCGAGCUGUGGCCAUAAUCUCUGUGCUUCUCUACCAUCUCUUCCCUACUUUGUUCCCUAAUGGAUUCUUAGGAGUCGACGUGUGAGUCUGUAGAACCUCUUUCUAUACCAGUUCUUUCCAGAUUUUUCGUCAUUUCCGGAUACAUCAUGGCUCGGAAGUUAUCAAAAGAUACAGUUUUCAAGUUCAAGUUCAACUACAUUUGGAAUACUGUAGUUGAGGCAUUCGAUUUCUAUUAUCGGAGGUUUUUUUUUCCCAGUCUUUCGUUUUUCAACAGGAUUGACCAGGAUAAAGCGAAUCUGCCCGAUGUACUACUUGUUCGUGGCAGCGACGAUGGUCGCAGUUCAUCUCUGGCAGUCGGACUCCUGGUGGCCCACCAACUAUCGCUACUCGUUGGCCUCGUUGUUCUUCAUCACCAACCAGCUGAUCAUCCACGACAGUGGCGACUACUUCAAGGAGGUAGCCUCCUCUGUAAGAAAUUUGGUUGAAAUAUGGGGUUCAGUUUCUUGCUGACGGCACCUCCAUGAACACCUUCGUGCAUUGUUGGUCCCUCGGCGUAGAAAUGCAGUUUUAUCUUCUCGUUCCGCUCAUUUUCAUCGGCUUGUCUCUUUUCAAAUCCGACCUGAUAAAGGUUUUUCUGACUCAACUCGGUGAUCAAAAAACUAUUCAUUCAGCUUCUAUCAGUUUCUAUCGGAUGCUUAUCCGGUCUGGUCCUGUUCAACUCUAUCAAUCAACAGUUCGCCUUCAACUUUAUGUUUGCUAGACUUUGGCAGUUUUUCGCCGGCUUUGUUGCAUUUUACGCGGCAAAGUGCCAGAUGAGUUUGAUUCCGAAAAAGAAAGGUUUCACAAACUUUUGUUUUGACUUCAUUGGAAAAACUGCAGAUUCUGAGCAGCUCGACUUGAGUAAUGUCUCCGUCGCCGCUUUAUUGCUCUGCUUCUUCCCCAUGGAGAUAUCAGCAGUUUACUUGAGGCCGUUCAUCACCUUUCUGGCUGCUUUUGUCAUCUACAGCGAAAUGGAGAAAAACAACAGAGUAUGUUGUGCGGCAAGUAACGCUUUUGAUUCUGAACUACAGGUCCUCCGAUCAAAAGUUUUGCACUACAUUGGAGAUCUCUCCUACACCAUAUAUUUGAUUCACUGGCCAAUAAUCACUAUUUUCCGUUCUUCUUCAUUGCAGUCCAAGUACUUCUGCGUAGGCAAGUCCUUUCUGGGAAAAUGAGGAAAGAUUAUGUUCUUUUCUUUCAGCUGUGACGAUACUUCUGGCGGUUUUUCUGCAUGAACUUUUCGAGAAAAACUAUUUAAAGUUGGGACCGAUCUCUGCGAUUUCUUUGAUAGUCGUUUUGAUAGGGAUGAAUGCUUGGUUGCAAUACAGCAUCAGAACUCAUGAUUUCUGGAAGACGAGUUAUUCCGAAGGUUCCAGCAGACACUGCUGUUUCAGAAACUGAUACCUGUUCAUGUUCAGAAACAAUGUCCAUCGUGACGGCUAAUCGUCGUUUCAUGGACCCGAGCUGGGUCAGAAACAACUGCCAAGAAAUGAAGCCGGUGCCUGAAGUCGUCCAGCCUUCGUUGACCUUCGGUCAUUGCGUCUUCGCGGUUUCGUAACCCUCUUCUAUCUUUGAAAAGAGAACCUUACAGCCGGGCAAAGGCAAUCUGACGGUUCUUCUGAUCGGCAACAGCUACACACUCAACCAGGCUGAAGUCAUCCGUCAGCAGUUCAACGAGAACUACUCCACCUUCCAGUAUCUCUCCCUCGACAGUUCGUUUAUCACCUUUUUUUUUACAAAAUUGCUUGAUAAAUACUAAAUACCAGAGAAAAGACAUCAUUGUAAGAACCAUUUUUUUAUUGAUUACAAUCAAUGUAAGCUUGGCUAAAAAAAUAAAUGGAUUUCAAUCCCAAAAUUUUCCUUUUUUUAAAUAAACAGUCUUGCUCGCUAUGGUUAGAAUCCCCUUUUGGUUAGAAAGUUUUAGUCGAAAAAUUGUCAUACCAAUAAUUUUAACUAUAUUCUAGUUUCUUAAUUUUGCCUAUUUCUACAACUUUGAAUAAAAACAGAAAACUUCGCGAUAUCGGCUUUUCCGGACGACAUCUCGAGGAACGCAUUGGUCGCCACGAAACGCGUCGUUUCCGAAGUCCAGCCCGACCUUCUCUUCAUCGUCCACAGGUUUUCAGAUGAUCUUUGUCUUUUAUCCACCUGAUUACAGAAUGAUUUUGCAACAACCGGCUCUUACAAACGUCCAAGAAGAUCCGAUCCUCGCUGAGUACAACGAAAAUCUCAACCACUAUCAGAAGUAUCUUUUAUUGUUGGCUCCACUCUUUACAACUCCAAUUCAGAUUUGCGAAGAAGAUUCUGAUCAUGGACGCUCAUCCAUAUUACCCGAUCAACUUUUUGAACUUUUUCAUUGAGUACGUCAUUAGUAGACCUCAAGACUUGGAACAACUUCAUUUAGAUAAAAAAGUUUGCUUUUUCUCAACUUAAAAAAAAUUUAAUUUUUCCAGGUUGCUGAUAAAGCAAUGAGUCAUGCGAAAAAAAGGCUGAAAAACAUUAAGUGCGAUAAAUGCGAGGUUAAUUUUUGCGUGAUUAUUCAAUUAUCAGUCAUGCAUGGAACUGAAAGCUGCUUUGCAGGUGUACGAUCUGUCGGAACCUUUCCUCGAACAAGACAAGUACCUGGCCUUCGACAGGGACACCUCUCUGUCCUACAUCGACAACGGGAUCCACUUCACAGAGGAGGCUCUCAAACUGAUCGCUCCCUUUUACAAGUCGCUCAUCUCACGCGUCGUCCAAAAUUUGAAUUAA
Messenger RNA from Caenorhabditis auriculariae, 2810 nucleotides. NCBI's taxonomy places the organism in Eukaryota, Metazoa, Nematoda, Chromadorea, Rhabditida, Rhabditidae. The record is from the annotation of a GenBank genome assembly.